AUGAAUGCACGCCGGGCCCUGCUCUCCGCCGCCUUGCUCGCCAGCCUCCUCUGGGAUUUACCUUGCUGCCUCCCGGCUUCCCUACCCGCCGCCUCCUCCAAGGGCGGACGGGGCCGCAGGCUGCCGCGGUCCCCACGGGAGAACCGCCCGCGGCAAGGGGGACACCCCGUGGGCCGGGCGCUCCCACGAGCGGAACCCCACGAGUACAUGCUGUCUCUGUUCAGGACUUACUCUAUCGCGGAGAAACUGGGCAUCAACGCCAGCUUUUUUCAGUCGUCCAAAUCCGCCAACACCAUCACUAGCUUUGUAGACAGGGGACGAGACGAUCUCCCGCCCGCUCCCCUGAGGCGGCAGCAGUACGUGUUCGAUGUCUCGACCCUCUCGGAGACGGAGGAGCUGGUGGGGGCCGAGCUGCGGCUGUUCCGCCGUGCCCCCCGCGGCCGCCCGCCGCCCGCCGUCCCUCUGCACAUGCAACUCUUCCCCUGCCUCUCGCAGCGGCCGCUGGACUCUCGCGCCCUGGACCUGCGGGCGGCCCCCACCGCCGGCUGGGAGGUCUUCGACGUGCGGCAGAGCCUGCGGGAGCCACGGCCCUGGAAGCGCCUGUGCCUGGAGCUGCGCGCCUCGGCGGGCCGCGGUCCGCCGCGCUGGCUGGACCUCCGGGGCCUGGGCUUCGGGCGCCGGGCGAGGCCGCCGCAGGAGCGGGCGCUGCUGGUGGUCUUUACCCGCGCCCGGCGGCGGAGCCUGCUCGGGGAGCUGCGCGCAGAGCUGGGCGCGCCGCCGCCGCCCGCUGCCCACCACCCACCGGCCCGGCGCCAGCGGCGCACCGCCUUCGCCAGCCGGCACGGCAAGCGGCACGGAAAGAAGUCCCGCCUGCGCUGCAGCAAGAAGCCGCUGCACGUCAACUUCAAGGAGCUGGGCUGGGACGACUGGAUUAUCGCCCCUCUGGAGUACGAGGCCCACCACUGCGAAGGGGUCUGCGACUUUCCGCUGCGCUCCCACCUGGAGCCCACGAACCACGCCAUCAUCCAGACCCUCAUGAACUCCAUGGACCCCGGCUCCACGCCGCCCAGCUGCUGCGUCCCCACCAAAUUGACUCCAAUCAGCAUCCUCUACAUCGACGCGGGCAACAACGUGGUGUACAAGCAGUACGAGGACAUGGUGGUGGAGUCCUGCGGCUGCAGGUAG
Messenger RNA from Indicator indicator, 1185 nucleotides. It is a transcript of the gene GDF6, whose product is annotated as growth differentiation factor 6. Gene Ontology annotation, biological process: BMP signaling pathway; SMAD protein signal transduction. Gene Ontology annotation, cellular component: extracellular region. Lineage: Eukaryota; Metazoa; Chordata; Aves; Piciformes; Indicatoridae. The record is from RefSeq and is a predicted model, not a curated record. The transcript is spliced from 2 exons. Bases 1 to 1185 code for a protein of 394 amino acids. Gene Ontology annotation, molecular function: growth factor activity; cytokine activity.